GCGAGACAGGACGGGUCAGAGGAGAUUAGACCGAAAUGGGCCGGCCAUAUGUGGAGGACGGGUUGACUCAUUCAACAGAACGAAAACGACUUUCAAGCGUUGUGAAUGUUGCUGCCGUGUCCCGACGCAUUUGAUCUUAGUGAUGGCCACUGGCCAGGUGACAAGCUUGGAAGCAGUGAUGUAAUACGCGACGAGUCUUCUUCGAAUCCACCAUAUCCACAUUCCGUCCCCUACCCGUCUCUCGUCCCCGUCCCAGGUCUCAAUCAAAGAUAGCCAGAACGAGGCUACUCCCCAUCAUUCUCUCUCAGGACGAGGCACUGAGCGACGAAGAUGAAACACCUCUCCAUUAAAGAUGCCAUACUGCCUCAACCGCCCUCAUUCUACAAGAAGAAGCAUUACGAGGUUCACGAGGUCCUUGGGAACGGUACAUUCGGGAAAGUAGUCCACGCGACCUGGCAUGUCCCCCUCGAGCAAGCUGCAAUCGCAGAGGGUGGUGCUGCACUUACGGAUGAAUCGCUGGACUUAUCAAGGAGUCGCUCAUUCACUGGCAAGAUUACCGCUUCGCGAUCGCCAUCUCCUUUGGCGACCCCGAGCGAUAUCAAGAAGGAAGUCGCGCUCAAGUUGAUUCCGAAGAAGAAGGUCAAGGGCAAUGAGGAAAGCGUCUGGGGAGAAAUGGAGGUAUUGAAAGGACUGAAUCAUCCCAAUGUCGUCAAAUUCUACGAGUGGUUCGAAUCGAGAACGAAGUAUUAUCUAUCCUUCGAGUUGGCUGUGGGCGGAGAACUCUUCUACCGCAUUCAAGAGAAAGGGAAAUUUACGGAAAAGGAUGCCGUAUCUGUGGUCACAUCCAUCUUGUCCGGUGUGCAGUACCUGCACUCGCACGACAUCGUCCACCGAGACCUCAAACCUGAGAACAUUCUCUAUCGCACUAAGGAACCUGACAGUGACAUCGUGAUUGCGGACUUCGGAAUUGCUAAACACCUACAUGCUGAGGAUGAGCAAUUGACCUCACUGGCCGGAAGUCCAGGAUACGUCGCUCCGGAAGUACUGAAGAAGACCGGACAUGGUAAGGCGGUCGACAUCUGGGGAGCUGGUGUUAUCACCUACGUCCUUUUAUGUGGCUACUCGCCUUUCCGUGGCGAGGAUCCCAACACUCUCAUGAAGGAAACGAUGGAAGGACGAAUCGAGUUUCAUGCCAAAUAUUGGAAGAAAAUAUCUGAGGAAGCUAAAGCAUUUGUUCGUCGUUUGCUGAUUGUUGAUCCUGGUGCCCGACCGACGGCAGCAGAGGCCCUGGAGGAUCCUUGGCUGACGACCCACGACGCAUCGACUGAACACGAUCUUGCAGCUGGUCUGCGGGAGAACUUCGAUGCACGUGCUCGGUGGCGAACUGCGAUCGGGGGUGUUCGGGCAUUGGGGCGGCUGAAGCGCGGCGGCUCUUCCGCCAGCAGUAGCGUCACCACAGGGGGGUGGGCAGGAAUCAGCGAUGACGACGAAGAUGAGCAUGAGGAGGGACAGGACCAAACACUGCGCUCUGGGGAACCUGGCAAGAACGUCAAUGUCCAGGUCACACCAGCACCGACAGAUGGUCACCCGGAAUCCUCACCCGCGGUAGAAACGAAGGAACCGGAAUCCAACCUUCACGAGACGAAGAAGGCUCCUGGCGGCGACGAUGAACUUCAGAUGCCGGGAUCCUUUGACCUUUCCGGCCCAGUCACCACCGGUGGCAGCUGGGCAGAAGCUUUGAGAAAGCUGGUGUUGUCGCCACCUGCUGCCCCGAGUUGAGGAUGUGACUGGCCGCUAUGUAUCUGUAUCAUAUGUAACUUCAGUUAUUAGUUAACAUCUGGGAUGUCGUGAUCGCGUGAUAGCCGCCGCGCUCAACUUCAAGUUCAAAGAGCGCAUUGUUCUUAAUUCCCAUAAUAGGCUCAUAUUAAAUAAC
Messenger RNA from Mycena citricolor, 1933 nucleotides. The record is from the annotation of a GenBank genome assembly. Lineage: Eukaryota; Fungi; Basidiomycota; Agaricomycetes; Agaricales; Mycenaceae.